Molecule: messenger RNA, 621 nt
Organism: Sinocyclocheilus anshuiensis
Lineage: Eukaryota; Metazoa; Chordata; Actinopteri; Cypriniformes; Cyprinidae
Gene: stmn3
Product: stathmin-like 3
Exons: 6
Coding region: 61-621 (186 amino acids)
Biological process (GO): microtubule depolymerization; neuron projection development; regulation of microtubule polymerization or depolymerization
Cellular component (GO): neuron projection; cytoplasm
Molecular function (GO): tubulin binding
Source: RefSeq, a predicted model, not a curated record
CCUUGUGCUGUUGUUUGAGGACAGCAAGCCACUCUUCGCACGCAAGCCUUCAGGAGAGGCAUGAAUUGUUGCUUCACUCCGUUCAUCUCUCCGUUCAGCAUCCAUCCGUCCUCCGGCAGCACUAUGGACAGCACAGUUUCAGCCUACUCUGAGAAGCUGAGAGAGAUGUCGGUGUUGUCUCUCCUGUGCUCUUGUUUGUAUUCCCAGCCUCUUCCCAACACCUUCCCAACUCAGUUUGAAGAUAUGGAGGUGAAGUCGCUGAAUAAGCGAGCUUCUGGUCAGGCAUUUGAGGUCAUCCUGAAGAGCCCUACUGAGCCGUCUCCAGAGAGACCCCAGACUCUGGCACUGCCGCCCCAGAAGAAGGAACCUUCCCUGGGGGAACUACAGAGGAGGCUGGAGGCCGCCGAGGAGAGACGGAAGUCUCAGGAGAAGCAGGUGCUGAUGCAGUUGGCGGAGAAACGGGAACGUGAGAAGGAGGUGCUCAACAAGGCCCAGGAGGUCAACAACAACUACAGCAAGAUGACCGAGGAGAAGCUCAACCACAAGAUGGAGCUGAUCCAAGAAAAUCGCAUGGCCCGUCUCAGUGCUCUCAAGCAGCGUCUGAGAGAGAAGGAAAUAUGA